GCACACUGCCGGUGGGGACUUCAAGACGCAGAUUUGUUUAUUUUCUGAGUGCACGCCAGCCAGUAUUUUGUGUUUAUCUGCACAACACAAACGCAGAUGCAUUGUUGAAAAUGCUCUCGCCAAUGGGUAGUUUGCCUGCGCCUUUGCUGAGACGCAAACAAGCUAAAAGGAGCUGCGCUACCAGUGACUGGAAUUAAUAAGACGCCUUCAAGAUGCUCAGAUGAUCUGCGGAGUCGUUGUAAACCAUCCAGUCUACGCAGAAAAAGAACGUGAAAACUACCUGGUGUAAGAGUUUCCUGGGAGGGUGCCACCAGUAUCCUGCGGGGCCCGUGUGCCUCUUUUGGCAGCAAGUUUGGCAUCCCCCCGCUAUCACCUCCAGCACCGGAGAUGCCCUCACCUCUUAACGAUGGAGAGGAUCGAGGAGCAUCCCCCGUGAACUUGCCAUCUGUGGGUACCUACCAGAGCCAUGGCAAAAGAAAGGUGCACAGCAAAAAGAAGAAGGGGAUCAUCAGCGCUAAUGUUGCUGGCACCAAAUACGAAAUUGUUCGUAUAGUCAUGAACGAGAUGGACUUUCUGAAGACACGAGAUGAUGACGAGACUGCCAAUCUCAUCUGGAACGAUUCAGCUGUACAGCAUGAGAAAAUUGCUGAGCUCAGGAAUUAUCAGAGAAUUAACCAUUUUCCUGGUAUGGGUGAAAUUUGCCGCAAAGACUGCUUAGCCAGAAACAUGUCAAAAAUGAUCAAGUGCCAGUCUCAAGAGUACAGCUUUGUACCAAAAACCUGGAUCUUCCCCGCUGAGUACACACAGUUUCAAAAUUAUGUCAAGGAACUGCGGCGGAAACGCAAGCAGAAGACAUUUAUUGUCAAACCAGCCAAUGGAGCCAUGGGCCACGGGAUCUCACUUAUCCGUAACUGCGACAAGCUGCCAGCCCAGGAGCACUUUAUUGUUCAGGAGUACUUGGACAAACCUUUCCUGAUGGAGGGCUACAAAUUUGAUCUGCGCAUCUACAUCCUUGUCACUUCUUGUGACCCGCUUCGCAUUUUCCUUUACAAUGAUGGCCUGGUGCGCAUGGGCACAGAGAAGUACCAUGCACCUACUGAAGCCAAUCUGAACCAGCUCUACAUGCAUCUUACCAACUACUCAGUCAACAAACACAAUGAAAACUUUGAACGUGAUGAGACGGUGGACAAAGGUAGCAAAAGAUCCAUCAGUUGGUUCACUGAGUUCCUGCGCAUCAAUGACUACGACGUGGCCAAAUUCUGGGGUGAUGUUUCUGAGCUGGUCGUAAAGACAUUAAUUGUGGCAGAGCCUCACGUACUCCAUGCUUACCGCAUGUGCAGGCCCGGUCAGCCACCAGGGAGCGACAGUGUCUGCUUUGAAGUCCUAGGCUUUGACAUAAUCUUGGACCGCAAACUCAAACCGUGGCUACUGGAGAUCAAUCGAGCUCCAAGCUAUGGGACGGAUCAGAAGAUCGAUUUUGACAUAAAGAGAGGAGUUUUACUCAACGCUCUGAAGCUGCUCAACAUUAGAGCCAGUGACAAGAAACGCAAUCUGGCACAACAAAAAGCCGAGGCACAGAGGCGACUCUACGGGCAUGGAUCUGUAAAGAAACUGUCUGCUGCCUCCUCAGACUGGGAAAGACAGCGUCACACCUUGGAGCGAAGGCGAGAAGAGCUUAAAGAACGACUGGCACAAGUCCGAAAGCAAAUCUGCAGAGAAGCGCAUGAAAAACAAAACCUGGGCAAUUACAGACGAAUUUACCCUCCAGACGACAAGCUGCUGUUGGAGAAGUAUGAAAGCCUGCUCUCUUCCGCAUUUCAGACCUUCCUCGCUGGGCGAGCUGCCUCACUUCAGAAAGAAAUGAAUAAUCCUCUGAAACAAAUGAAGGAGGAGGACAUCUUAGAUCUGCUCGAGCAAUGUGAACUGGACGAUGAGAAGCUGAUGGGCAAAUCCUCGAGGCAACGUGGCCCUAAGCCCUUGACCACCAUGCCAGAAUGCAGCCAGACAUCACGACGUCAACGGCCAGACUACUUGGCUGACUUCACCAGCGGCAGCAGUGCUGAAAACUCUUGCCUAUCAUCAGAUGAAGAAGAGGAAGACAGGAGAAAAGCAGAAGGGAGAAGUAGAGGUGGAGAAAAGAGGGAGAAGAAAGUUUCUUAUGACCUAGGGAGCAAAGAGAAGAACUUGGCUGAGCGCUCAGGUCGGAUGCAUUGGAAACCAGCGGUCAAGCCAAUCAAAACCAGUCCAGCUCCUUCUGCUUCUCCGAUUCUUUCCAGCCCAAUCAGGCGCUCCAUCUCCUGCCCUCGCUCCAUAGCUUCACUCUCGUCACCCAAUGAUGUGCGGUCUCUCUCCAUUAGGCCCUCUAAUGUUCCUGUCAUCACGGCCCUCGUCCGGCCGAGCUCUGCAACACUACGCUCUCAUUCGCUAAGCCGCAGUGGCUCUGCCCAUCGUGUUCCUCAUAGCAACAGCCUAGGCACCAUCCACUCCAACAUUGUUGAUCCACUUAUUAACCCAAGGAGUAAAGAACAGGAGACAGAGUUUGUACGUCAGACACUAACUGCGCUCAUGGCCAUGAGGAUCCGAUUUCCCGGAAAAACGGAGGAGGAGGCUGAGGCAGUGCUCGAUGAGAUCCUUGAUAACUGGAAAUACCAUAAACCAAAGGUUGCCUCCUAUUGGCUUGUAAAGUUAGACUCCACGAAACAACGGAAGGUUUUGGAGAUUGUGAGGACAAAUGUGCGCUUAGCACUACAGCGAAUUUGGAAAGAGCCAGAUUUGGAAAGUCUCCACUUGUACCGCCUCUUUAACCGUGUCUUUAACAGACUACUCUGGAGUCAUGGCCAGGGCCUCUGGAACUGCUUCUCUAAUUCUUGUUCAUCUUGGGAGACAAUCUUCAGUAAGAGCAGCGACAUGGUUUCGCCUCAGGAGAUGCAAUGCUGCCGCAGGCUGGUGCAACUGUGCCAAGACUGUUUAUUAGUCGUCUACAAGUUUGUCUCUGAGUCCCGGGGCUCUUUGACUGGACUCAGCCCAGAAUGGGAUGAUACCAGCGUACCAUUUGCCGCUGGACCAGCCUCUACCCAUGGCUCCACCCCUGCUGCUGUCGCUGCUGCUUCUUCUUCCUCUUCUUCCGCCGUCUCUUCGCCCCCUGAUGCAGGUACUGGAACGCUGUUAGCAGGAGCUGUCUCACUGCUCUGUCUCGGUGGAAGGUGUCAUAGAAAAGUCUUAGAGAGGUACUGACGUCUGUGCCGCGGAAUGAAGAGUAUCUCCUCCCAGUGACCUCCCAGUUCAUCAUGAAGUGGCCUUAGUCCAGCUUUGGCCACAUCACCACGGCCGCGUUCAUGCAGCCUUUUUUCUGCCAGAAUGGAACACUUCUGAGGUCACCGUGGGAAUGCCGGUUUUAGAGACCUUGGCUUUUUGACCUCAGUCUGUCGCCUGAGACUUACCUAGCCAAACUCCCAAAAAGAUUCUUAAGUUUUAACAGCUCUGGACAAACAAUUGAGACUCCACUGUGGCCUGGUGCCCAUUGACAGAACAGCAGGAUGAUUUGGGAUGGACAUUGCUUCGAUUAACGUUAGCCCUUCAGAAUGCCGUCAACUUUGCCUUCUUCCUUCUGGAACAGAAGACAAUGGACUUGUCCCUCCGCUCACAUUGUAAUUGCUCUAUUUAACAACUCGCUGUACGCCUGAAACUCAUGGUACUGUAAACAGAAAGAAUAUCUAACAAUGCAAUGACUUUAUUUAUUUAUCGACGUAUUUAUUUUGUCAUAUGUUCAAUGAAUGCAGUGAAUGCUGAUGCACAAUGCAGCUGUGGAAUGAUAACACUUGUAAUGUUUUCUUUCUGAUGUCACAAGAAAUGUAAACUUAUUUUGUUAACUUUUAUCAGAGUAUUUAUGUUUAUAGUUAUUUAUGGCCUAGUUUACAUAAGUGACAACUCCAGUCAACAUUUUUUUUCUCCACGUCCUACCCUACAGGGAUUUUAAGUGGAAAAGUUUUGACAAAUGUUUAUAAUGUAAGAGAACACAGCGAGCGAAUUGCAGACCUCUUAUUUCCAAAUAUGCCCUUUGCAGAGAGCAUUGCUAACGGGUGCACAUUGUAGAAGUAUUUGCAUGUCUAAGUUUUUUAUUUUUUUUGCCUAUGACACAGAGGAGCUGCAAUGGGGACUUAUACUUGAAGUUGUGUUUAGUUGUUCGGACAAUUCCCUUUAAAAUGUCACUUGUGAGUGCAGAUGAAGAUGAUCAAGUAUGUGCUUUUCCUAUCACUUCUCGAUUGUUUGUGUGCAGCACACUGAAUGAUUAGGACCCUUGACCCAAACACUGAUAGCAUGGAUGUGACAGUAAAAAGCUCAUCUACUUCAUUUGGGCUAAGGUUAAUAUUUCACGAACCACCGUAGGACUUGUGAAGGACAGAGAAGUAGAAAGAAAAAAAAGUGUUGUUCGGAAGAGAAGUGGUGUGUUAUGUUAAGUAGUUUAGUGGCUCUGUGCACAAACACAUUAAAUGUUAAAAUGUCAAGACUAAUUUGGUGUGCCAAAAACUAAAGCAGCAAGUCUAUUUGAAACUGCUAAUAUUAUAAACUCAUCAACAUCAAUUUACAAUGCCAAAUUAUUAUUAAGUUUUGCUUCAUUCAGUUAUUUUAAAGACAAGACAACAUUUUUAGUGGAGGAAUGGGAUUUUUGAUUUUACGGAGCAAUAAAUGGUUUAAAACAAUUGCCUCAAUGUAUUUUUAUCUCCUGGAGUCAACAAAAAUAAUUUUAGCUGAGUUUUAUCAACGAAGUGUAACUGAGAUUUUCAAUAUGCAAAACAAAUUACAGUGGUACCUCAACAUAUCUUUUCGACAUCCAAUGUAAAACUUGACCCUUUGUUUCUACAUCCGACCACAUGCUUGACGAUUUAUGACAGCGUCGCAGUUUCUUUGUUUUCCCGCAAGACGGACGCACGGAUUUUCUUGCAAGAGAAAUCAACAUGGGUUCCAAGAAUGUUGGUGUGGGUGGUAAAAAAAAGGAAAAAGAUGAGGCUUACUAUUGAAAUGAAGAUGGAAAUGAUAGAAAAAUAUGAGCAUUGCGUGCGUGUCCGUGAACUGGCUUGACAGUCCUCCUCCGAUUUUCGUUUGCCAGUCUUUAGAAGUUAAGGUGCCACUGACAAUUAUUAUUGCAAAAAACUCGCCAGCUUCAUUAGGUUUUUAAUAAUUUAUUUCAGAACUUGCGCAACACAUCAUGCCUAUUUUCCGCCAUGGUUGAACAAAGUGAAAGUAAAAAGUCCCUCUCUUACUCUGUCAAGUCAGCCACGCGGUGCGUUCAGGUACACCACGCAAAACACAUCCGCUACAUUAGAACCCGAUUUGUUACAUUAUUGAAGGUAUUAUUAUGAUUUUUAUUCAUAAUUUAUUUGUUUUGUUCUGUGUAAUUGCUAUUUGAAAUAGUACCAGCAGCAUUUACAGUGGUAUGAAAAAGAAUCUAAACGUUUAGGAAUUUAUCACAUUUCUGCAUAAAAUCAUCAAAUGUGAUCGGAUCUUUGGCAAAAUCACACAGAUGUAAAAACAGUGUCUGCUUUAACUAAAAGCACCCAAACAUUUAUAGGUUUUCAUAUUUUAAUAAGGAAAGCAUGUAAAUAAUGACGGAAGGUGGGGAAAUAAGUGAACCCUCUGCUUAAGGAGACUUCAAGAGCAAUUGAAACCAAUUUUUACCAAACAAUUUAAGUAAGGUGUGUGCCCAAUCACUGAUGAGUAGUUUAAGGCUGCCCUGCCUACUAUAAAACACACACCUGGUAAGAAUUGUAUUGAAGCAUUGUCUGAUGUGCAUCAUGACUCGGUCAAAACAGCUGUCUGAACACCUACGAUCAAGGAUUGUUGAUUUGUAUAAAGCUUGGAAAGGAUACAAAACCAUUUCUAAAAGUCUGGAUGGUCAGACAAUCGAAAGUCAGAAUAGUUGUCUACAAAUGGAGAGAGUUUGGCACUGUUUUUUCUCUUCCAAGGAGUGGCUGUCUACCAAAGAUGAUGCCAAGAGAUCAGUGCAGAAUACUUAGAGAGGUUUAAAAAAAAAAAUAAAAAUAAAAAAUAACUAGUGUCUGCUAAAGACAAAUCACUGGCACAGUGCAAUAUCUCUGUGCACACAUCAACUAUAUGUAAAACUAUGGCCAAGAAUGGUGUUCAUUGGAGGACUUAACGGAGGAAGCCACUGCUGUCUGAAUAAAACAUUUUUGCUCGUGUAAUGUUCUCAAAAAGGCACUUGGACACGCCAAAGAAGUUUUGGCAAAAUAUUUUGUGGACUGAUGAAACCAAAGUUGAAUUGUUUGGGAGUAACGCACAACGUUGUGUGGAGGAAAAAUGGAACAGCUCACCAAAAUCAACACCAUUCCCACCGUGAAACAUGGUGGAGGGAGCAUCAUGAUUUGGGGUUGUUUUGCUGCCUCACGGUCUGGACAACUUGCAAUCAUUAAUGGAAGAAUGAAUUCAAAAGUUUAUCAGGAUGUUUUGCAGAAACCCGAGGCUGUCUGUCAGACAGUUAAAGGUAAAAGGAAGAUGGAUGCUGCAACAAGACAAUGAUGCAAAACACAGAAGUAACUGAUGUUUAGAAUGUUUUCAGAAUAACAAAAUACACGUUCUGGAGUGGCCAAGUCAAAGUCCAGACUUGAACUCCAUUGAGAUGCUGUGGCAUGACCUAAAGACAGCGUUUCAUGCCAGACAUCACAGGAAUCUGACUGAACUACAGCAGUUUUGUAGAGAAGAAUGGGCCAAGAUUAGUCCUGAUCGAUGUACUAGACUCCUCUGCAGCUACAGGAAGCGUCUGGUUGAAGUUAUUGCUGCCAAAGAGGGGCCACAAAAUAUCAAAUGUGAUGGUUCACUUACUUAUUUUUCCCCCUCCUGUCAUUGUUUGCAUACUAUCCUUAUUAAAAUAUGAAAACCUAUAAAUCUUUGGGUGGUUUUAGUUAAAGCAGACAUUGCAUUUUUAUCUGUGUGAUUUUGACAAAGAUCAGAUCACAUUCGAUUGUGAUUUUAUGCAGAAAUAUAAGAAAUUCCAAAAGGUUCAGAUACUUUUUCAUACCACUAUAUUAGGGUUUAGUGUAGGUUUUCGGGCUGUGAAACAAAUUAAUGAAAUUAUAAUGUAUGCGUAUGGGAAAAUCCUGCUCGACAUACGACCACUUUGACUUACAAACAAGGUUCUGGAAUGAAUUAACUUCGUAUGUAGAGGUACCACUGUAUUAGUUAUGUCUCUCUGUAUGGUUCAAUGCAGUUCAGCACAACUUGUACAAACUGCAGUCAGAUCAACAAAUUUGAACCAUUUCCUGAUGGAUGUAUUGUGUAUAGAGAGCAAAGAUUCAACGUUGUGAGAAUCUUGACAAUUGACAAAUCAUGUUUAACUCUCUUCUGGAAAUAUUGGGGCUUUUUUUUCAAAUUUCGUUCUCUGUUCUCUCAGACAGUCACAAAUAUUUCUCACAAUAUUCACAACUUUAAAUCGUACCCUAUAUGGGUUUUACAAAUCAUUUUCUUAAUUUAGUUUUUAAAAUACUGAAACAACUAUGAUGUUCUCCUCUCAAGUAGAUAAAAACCUGUCAGUAUGAUGCAAAGCAUUUCUAAACCAGUACUCAUCCAUAGUUUUUGUGUUCAGUCAAUGCCAUCUGCUCAUGAAGGAUAUGGACUGAGCCCUGCUAUGAAUAGUGAAAACCCAUAAGUCAAAUCAUUGAGGUUUCUAUCAGUGGCGGGUCAUCAAUAGUUGGGGCCGCCCCAAUCAAAAUUUUAGGAAAGAAGUAUAGACAGAGAAAAUGAAAAUAUAUAUUCAGUGUUCACUUGUAAAAUAAGCCAUACUUUUAAAUAAUCAAUUAAUCAAGCCAUUUCAUGUUGGGUUUAUUACGGCUUGUUCUAUUAUGUGGGAGGAUCAUUUUUUAAAAUGUUUUCGGCAAAUGCACAGUUGGUUGGGUGGCAAGAAGUCACAAACAUGAUGGCUGGCAGUGAAAUUGAGACAAACGGUAAGCAAGCAAAAUCUCCAAUAUGUGAGCGCUUUCGCGUCUGAAGACCGGGGGAGGUUGAGAGAAAAGCUUAAAGGAGCCAUAUAUAAGAAUUGUACAGUGGUACCUAUACUUACAAAAUUAAAUGGUUCUGGAAGUAGUUUCUUGACUUGAAAAUUCUGUAAAUAGAGACGCGCUUUCCAUGUAAAUGCCCCAAUCUGUUCCAAGCCCCCCCAAAAUUCAGACAUAAAUAUUGUUAUUUAAUUAUAUUAUUGUUAUUUAUUGUCAUUUAAUAUUUUAAUAAAUGCAUCAAAACAUGUAACAAAUAUAUGUUACAAUUACAUUAUCGCACAAUAAACAUACAAUCUGAGUUGUGCAUGAUGUAAAAAACUAAGAAUAGGUUAAAGAGUCAAAGUUAAUACACUCAUGUAAAGCUGUUGAAACAGGAGGGGCAAAUGAAGAGGACGCACACGGGAUACACACGUACACAUACAGUAAAGGUCCCUCUUAGCCAAUUGGAUGCCAGGAAUGCUAGGCAACAUCAAAUUGCAGAGCAGCUAUAGGUAUGUUACGUUCAGUCAGCUGUGGGAGCUGUGAGUACCAGCCAUACUGUAUUUUUGCCUUUCUUACUCUGAAAUUUCUUUCAUAACAAGAGGCAAUAUUUUCCCAUUGAAGCGUGUCUUAACCUGAAAAUUCUGUAGGUAGAGACGUUCUUAAGUAGAGGUACCACUACAAUUAUUCAUUAAACAGUCCUAAUAUUUCAAUAGACAUUAAAGAAACAUGAUUUUUGGAAAUCCUUCUAACAAGGUUCUCAAUGGUUAAGCCUAGACUUUCUCAUUGUAAAAGUUGAUUUUCGCUUUGCUUCUGUGUUUACAAAGGAUGUCUUGUGCUCCACCAAUCAGCUAAUUAUGAGAUCACUUCUUGUCUGCUUCCAGGGUGCCAAAGCUCAGUAAUUUGUAAGCUACUUAGAAAUACCGUAAAGCUGCUACAACCUUUACAAAGCAUCUCAAUUACAAUGUUUUGUACCACUUGAGCAAAAAAAAAAAAAAAAAAUAAUAAUAAUAAUAAUAAUAAUUCAUAAUGAAUCUCAAAGGAAUCAUG
Messenger RNA from Corythoichthys intestinalis (scribbled pipefish), 9035 nucleotides. RefSeq names its product tubulin tyrosine ligase-like family, member 7 (gene ttll7). Gene Ontology annotation, cellular component: cilium. The coding region runs from base 388 to 3234 and encodes 948 amino acids. Gene Ontology annotation, molecular function: tubulin binding; tubulin-glutamic acid ligase activity. NCBI's taxonomy places the organism in Eukaryota, Metazoa, Chordata, Actinopteri, Syngnathiformes, Syngnathidae. The record is from RefSeq and is a predicted model, not a curated record. Gene Ontology annotation, biological process: microtubule cytoskeleton organization; protein polyglutamylation. The transcript has 23 exons.